This is a messenger RNA of Notothenia coriiceps (black rockcod), 1797 nucleotides long. Its product is annotated as inversin-like. NCBI's taxonomy places the organism in Eukaryota, Metazoa, Chordata, Actinopteri, Perciformes, Nototheniidae. Gene Ontology annotation, cellular component: late endosome; plasma membrane; neuron projection. The annotation marks the transcript as partial. The transcript is spliced from 8 exons. Gene Ontology annotation, biological process: neuron projection morphogenesis; early endosome to late endosome transport. Gene Ontology annotation, molecular function: SNARE binding; guanyl-nucleotide exchange factor activity. The record is from RefSeq and is a predicted model, not a curated record.
CUCUCUGUGCUGCAGGCCGGCUCUCUGGGGGUGAACAGCUGUAACGUGGACGGCUUCUCUCCUCUUCACGUCGCUGCGUUGCACGGACACGCGCCGCUGCUCGCUCUGCUGAUCCGACACGGAGCCAACGUCAACGCCAGAAACAACCACAGCGCCACGCCGCUGCACCUGGCCGCCCAGAACAGCCACGUCCAGGUGAUGAGGUUCCUGUUGGAGUGCAACGCCAAACUGAACAAGAAGGAUCACUAUGGAAACACGCCGCUCAUCCAGGCCUGUCUGUGUGGGAACCUGGAGACCGCCAGCACCUUGUUACAGAGCAAUGCGUUGGUGAACGUGGUGAACCAGCAGGGGAACACGGCGCUGCACGAGGCGGUGCGAGGGGGGCAGCAGGCGCUGGUGGAGCUGCUGCUGAGGGGGGGGGCGGCGCCGGGCCUCAGGAACAAGAGGCAGAGGACAGCGCUGGAAUGCGCCUACGAGCUGGGAGGCAAGAACACGGAGAUCCUGAGAGCUCUGCAGCAAGCGUCCGGACUUUCUCCCGACGCUGAGCCAAUCAAACUCCUCUCUGUGCCCAAAGGCGCUCUGGCUCAUUCCUUCGUGCAGCGUCUGCGGCUUCAUGAUCAAGCAAACGGCCGGAGACAGAAACUAGCUCAGUCCAUCAGCAGGAUGAAUCAGAUGAAGAAAGGAUCGUCCAGGUGUUCACCGAACCUCAACCAGGAGAGUCCGGAGAGGAGGAGGCUGAGGAGGGGGGAGACCCUGGAGGUCAGCAGCCCCUCAGCGAGCCUCGAUGGUGGGGCUCGGAUCAGGGAGAGGCCCCUGGGUCGCUGGCACACCCUGGACUCAGGAGAACACACAGAGGAACACACAAACACUCUGAACGCUCCAGAACACACUCAGAACGCUCCUGAACACACUCAGAACGCUCCAGAACACACUCUGAACGCACCUGAACACGCUCAGAACGCACCUGAACUUGCUCAGAACGCACCUGAACACACUCAGAACGCACCUGAACUUGCUCAGAACGCACCUGAACACGCUCAGAACGCACCUGAACUCACUCAGAACGCACCAGAACACACUCAGAACGCACCUGAACACAAUCAGACUCCAGAACACACUCAGAACGCUCCAGAACACACUCUGAACGCUCCUGAACACACUCUGAACGCUCCUGAACACACUCAGAACGCUCCAGAACACACUCUGAACGCUCCUGAACACACUCAGAACCCUCCAGAACUCACUCAGAACGCUCCAGAACACACUCUGAACGCUCCUGAACACACUCUGAACGCUCCAGAACACACUCAGAACGCUCCUGAACACACUCAGAACGCUCCAGAACACACUCUGAACGCUCCUGAACACACUCAGAACGCUCCUGAACACACUCAGAAGGCUCCUGAACACACUCAGAACGUUCCAGAACACACUCAGAACGCUCCAGAACACACUCAGAACGCACCUGAACACACUCAGAACGCUCCUGAACACACUCUGAACGCUCCUGAACACACUCAGAACGCUCCAGAACACAAUCAGAACGCUCCAGAACUCACUCAGAACGCUCCUGAACACACUCCACAGGAGAGACACCAGACGGAAGACACACACACCGAGGACACUGACGUCUGCAGCGUCAGCAAGGAUUCUCCCCCCACCAGUCUCCACCCUCUAAAUGGAGAGUUGGAGUCAUGUGGCGACCAACGUCCGUCAGAAAAAGAGGGCGGGGCUUCCUGUCCCACCUCCAUCCCGACCAAUGGACGAGGAGAGUCAGGUCGUGGAGGUGGUGAAUGA